Molecule: messenger RNA, 1150 nt
Organism: Spinacia oleracea (spinach)
Lineage: Eukaryota; Viridiplantae; Streptophyta; Magnoliopsida; Caryophyllales; Amaranthaceae
Product: serine/arginine-rich splicing factor SR45a
Exons: 7
Coding region: 151-819 (222 amino acids)
Molecular function (GO): RNA binding
Source: RefSeq, a predicted model, not a curated record
GUUUUGAAAAAGGGGUAGAACUGUAGAAGCUGUCCUUCCUUUUUUUUUUUUUCCUUUUUCUUUUACUUUAUGUAAAAACCAAAGUUGAAGUUCACGUUCAUUAUCUUCAAUCUUCAUCAAUUCAUUUCAAUUUCUGCUCCUCGACCCAAGAUGUCACUUUCGAGGGAAGAAAGUAGGUCUCCUUCACCAGAUGGUUCUGCCUCGCCUGGGAUUAAUCCCAGGCAUCAACGAUCGAGGUCGAGGUCAAGGUCACCACCUCCUGCACGUAGUCGAUCUGGGAGUCCUGUAGAUACAUCCAAUCCUGGAAACAAUCUGUAUGUGACUGGCUUAUCCACAAGGGUGACUAACACUGAUCUGGAGAAGUUCUUUAGCAAAGAAGGGAAGGUCCUCGAAUGCUGUUUGGUUACUGAUCCUCGUACCAAAGAAUCUCGUGGCUUUGCAUUUGUUACUAUGGAAACUAGAGAACAAGCUGAAAGAUGUAUCAAAUAUUUGCAUCGCUCUGUGCUUGAGGGCCGAUUGGUCUCCGUAGAAAAGGCAAAACGGUCUCGUGGGAGGACACCAACUCCUGGUCGAUACCAGGGUCUGAGGAAAGAACGGGGAGGACCAAGAGGAGGAGGUCGAGGUCCUCGUAGACGGUCUCGCAGCUUUUCACCACCGCGACGACGGUAUGAUAGAGGUCAUUAUGAGAGAGAUCCUUAUCCACGUGAUAGGCGAGGGAGAUCACGCUCUCCUUAUGGUAGGAGACCUGAUGAUUAUCCAGACUCAUACCGGAGGCGUAGGGAGCGGUCCGUGUCAGCUGGUCGUGGUGGCUACCCUUGAGAAGAAAUAAGCCCCACUAUCAAACGGGAUUACCUAGUUUCACAUGUGAUUUACUUUCACUGUUGUUGUUGUACUUGAUGCUUUGAGGUACAUACUCCUUAGGUCUACCACACCGCAAUGUGUUGCCGGGGACUUUAUAAUGUUGCGUUUGUGUUUGUGUUUGUGUUUGUGUUUGUGUUUGUGUUUGUGUUUGUGUUGUGUUAGAGCUUAUAAGAUUGACCUUUUGACAGAACUCGUGUAUGUUCGCCGUGACUUGUAUUAGGUUUGAAACUCCAGUACUCCAGUAUUAGCUAGCGACUUUAUCAAUAACUGCGAAAAUAUUUCUGUUGAA